Molecule: messenger RNA, 2071 nt
Organism: Cyprinodon tularosa
Lineage: Eukaryota; Metazoa; Chordata; Actinopteri; Cyprinodontiformes; Cyprinodontidae
Product: lysophosphatidic acid receptor 4
Exons: 2
Coding region: 584-1540 (318 amino acids)
Biological process (GO): G protein-coupled receptor signaling pathway
Cellular component (GO): membrane
Molecular function (GO): G protein-coupled receptor activity; oxysterol binding
Source: RefSeq, a predicted model, not a curated record
AAAGGUGGUGUUUUUUCUGUUUUGUACAUGAACUACUAAAUACAUUUUACAUCUUUGAUGUCACUUUAAAUUAAUGGCUAAACAUUAAGAGCUAAUCAAUAUUCUCACUUCCACCCAAUAAAGUAUUGGGUAUGAAACAUUAGAGCAACAAUAUUAUAGCUGGUCAUUAUUUUCCAGUUUUGAUUUAUCUCAAUACUAUCUUAAAAUAUCAUAAAAUUUUUACCAAGACCGUCUUAGCUCAUUUUAAGAAUGUAAUUAAAAUGAGGAGCAAAACACAAUCGUUUGGUUCUGUGGUUGGCUCUUCAAACACUAUAAUUUCCUUUGCAUCACGCUACACCUUCACAAUGAAACAGGAAGCUGCACCAAAAAAAAAAAAAAAGAAAGAAGCAGCAGCUUCUGUUCACAUGGCAGUUAGAGUCACAGCAAGUCUUUGCACUUUUAGAGAUCUACGGUGGAGCUUUGUGGACCUGGAGGCUGAAAAUAAUUUAAGAGACGCUGAUUUCUGGAAAUCAACCUACGUCUAUUUUCUACAUAAAAAACCCUGAUCUGAAAUUAAACCAAAAAGUCCGCCAGAUCUGUCAUAAUGAACCAGACAAACUGCACCGACCCAGAAGCAGAGUUCCAGUACCACCUCUUCCCAGCGGUCUACAUCCUGGCCUUAGUCAUAGGCCUGCCAGGAAAUCUGGCGGCGUUGUUUGUCUUCUCCGUAAAGACCAGUCCUCGCACGGCCUUCGGUGUCUACAUCAGCAACCUGGCCAUGGCGGACAUCCUCAUCCUCUGCACGCUGCCCUUCCGGAUCCACUACCACCUCCACAGGAACAACUGGGUGUUCGGAGAACUUACCUGUCUCGUCACGGGGACGCUGUAUUUUGCCAACAUCUACAUGAGCAUCUGCUUCAUGACUUGCAUCUGCGUGGACCGCUACAUGGCCACAGUGCACCCACACACCUAUCUGAGGAUGCGGAGCCCUAAAUGGUCUCUUGUGGUGACUGUGGUGCUUUGGUGUCUCGGCGGAGUGGCUAUACUAAUCUUCAUCCUCAUGGGUCCGCUGGAAAGCGGGGAUGCCUCUACUGGCCACAGCUGCUUCGAAAACUUUGCCAAGAAAGAGUGGAACGAGCGCCUUAGGACGUACAGUAUAGUCAGCCUGAUCUUUGGCUCCCUGGUACCUUCAUUGAUCAUCCUGGUUUGCUACCCGCUGGUAGCCAACCGGAUUUCAACCAUCGGCACCAACACAGCAAAGAAAGCUGUGCGGGUCAUCUACACCAUCUUGGCCAUCACGCUGCUCUGUUUCCUGCCCAACCAUGUGGUCUACCUGCUGCACCUCCUUCAGCGCUUAGAGGUCAUCCAGAGCUGCUCCAUCAGAGCUUUCAUCUACAACGCCAGGCGAGUUACCAUGGCGCUCGUUACCCUCAACACAUGUCUGGACCCUGUGCUCUACUACAUGACUACAAGCCACUUCAGGUGGGAAACCUUGAAAAGGACAUGGCUAUGGGGGAUAGUGAGCAGGAGAAGGGGGGUCUACACCAUCUCUGUGACUUAAAUGGACAAAGGCACCUUCAACCAAAACACACAGACGUAACCCUUAAAAUGGUAUAAAAACAUACCGUUGAAUAGUUAUAGAGAAGUGGCAGGGACAGAUGUGAAAAUUGAUUUGUAUAAAAAUCUGUAUAUAAUUGCAUAUGCAUGUUUAUAUAUUGGUUAUCUCUACUGUCUUUGUAAAAUGAAUGUAACAUACUAAGGCCGAGGGCGGAAAGGGCUGGGAGAUAUGUUAUGCAAGGGUUACAGUUAAUGUAUUCUAUGUUUUAUAAACAUUUUUCUGAUAUACAUUUCUUUCAUUCAUAGACCCUUAAAAUAAAAAACAAGCAAUAUUGACCUGCUGUAUCAUAGUCAGUGGAGUGCACAGACAUUUUUGAAGGAAGGGUUGUGCACAUAAAGCAAGUCCUCACCAACCUGACUCCGCCAGAUGGAUUUGCUCCGCAUAUCCAUCUGGAAACCUUCCGUUGAAGUAAUUUUGGGAAGGGGCGAAAAUACUGGUUAGCUGAUUGGCCUAUGUUGGUGAUAGACGGGCCAA